This is a messenger RNA of Phialemonium atrogriseum, 366 nucleotides long. Its product is annotated as autophagy protein Atg8 ubiquitin like protein. Gene Ontology annotation, biological process: cellular response to nitrogen starvation; macroautophagy. Bases 1 to 366 code for a protein of 121 amino acids. The record is from RefSeq and is a predicted model, not a curated record. Lineage: Eukaryota; Fungi; Ascomycota; Sordariomycetes; Cephalothecales; Cephalothecaceae. Gene Ontology annotation, cellular component: fungal-type vacuole membrane; cytosol; autophagosome. Gene Ontology annotation, molecular function: phosphatidylethanolamine binding. The transcript has 3 exons.
AUGCGAAGCAAGUUCAAGGACGAGCACCCCUUCGAGAAGCGCAAGGCUGAGGCUGAGCGUAUUCGCCAGAAGUAUUCUGACCGUAUUCCGGUCAUAUGCGAGAAGGUCGAGAAGAGUGAUAUCGCCACUAUCGACAAGAAGAAGUACCUGGUGCCCGCCGACCUGACCGUCGGUCAGUUUGUCUACGUCAUCAGGAAGCGGAUCAAGCUGUCACCCGAGAAGGCCAUCUUCAUCUUCGUCGAUGAAGUCCUGCCGCCCACUGCCGCUCUCAUGAGCAGCAUUUACGAGGAGCACAAGGACGAGGAUGGCUUCCUUUACAUCACAUACUCCGGCGAGAACACGUUCGGCGAGUUCGACUCUGCUUAA